UCAACGUAGUCGCGUCAAUCGUCGCGUCCCGUGCGCCACCACGAACGCGGUGACCAUGACUAGAAGCACUCGAUCCUCGGACAAGCAGCAGGUGGAUUUGAAAAAGCGGAAGCGCAUAUCUGAUGGGGCGGACGAGCCAGCAAAUAAACACCAGCGAACCGAUAUUCCUGCGUAUGCCGCGAAACAACCCAUCAGCUCAGAGGAGGCGGGCAAAAUAUUGGAUGUUCUCCAGCACAUCGACUCGCAAGGGCUCCUUGAUCGUGUCUAUCCUCUCGAUUCCACCAGUCCAUCUUCCACGAGCUCCAACACCUACUCCCUUCGGACACUCCUGUCGAACUCCCAGGACUACAGCCUCGCCACAUUGAAGACUGCCGUCCAAAAUCUUCUUCCCAUAUCCAUACAACCUCGAGUCCCCCCGCCGCCCACCGCCGCUCAGCAGCAACGGUUUUGCGACCUCGCAUUCUCUCUUCUCGACCAAGCAUCGUUUAGACCUGUCUCCCUCGAGGAGCAAUCCCUUCUCCCCGAGGAACAGCCUGGAGAGUCGAGUGCCAAACCCGUCGGGACGACCAGUAAACAAUAUGCAUUGUUACAGCAUCUGCCUGGCGGCGACUACUGGUCCUCGCUGGCGAAUGACGGUGUGGACCCACGGGACCUGGCAACAGGACAUGCGGAGCUUGUAGCGCUUUUUCCCGCCCCAGUGGACACCACCACUCCUGUCGCCAAACUUGGCGCCUAUGUCAAUAUCCGCAACAACGUCCCCUCCCGCGUGCGAAAGCCGGGCAUCAAAGUCGCCACGAGCGGGGCAUUCCUUGACUACGGGCCUUACGGCAGUUUCGCUCCUGUGUGGGUGCAGGAGGGGCGGGAGAUUGGGAUGAGGCAGACCGCCGAGGUGUAUGCGCAGCGCGCGCAACGAUACCGUGAGAAGCUGCUUGCUCGGCAGCGGAUAGCUGGAACUACGCAGCCGAAUCUUGUUGAAACGACGGAGAAAGAAGGGGUGGGGAAUAGGACGACGCCAGAAGAAGAAGCCGAUGAUGAUGACAUGCCCACCGUGGAGGAACAGAAAGAGGAGCAGCCGACAGCAUCGAAUGCAGUGGACGAAAUGGAGGAUAUUCUCUCGUCGGACCAGAUCGCGUCAUUGAAGUCCUUGCUUUCUGACCUGGAACUUGAGAACCAGGUUCAAGAGCUGCUCGUUCGUAACCGUCGGGCGUUACAGCGAUUGGGACAACUUCAAGUCGAUCGCUUGCGGGAGGGACGGACUGCGGAAUCGUUGUCUGAAGGCGACGAGGAGCUGGAGCUUGGAAAUUCAUCCGAAUCCCAAUCCGAAUCUGAUAUCAUCCCACCACCCAAGACGCUUCAUCGACUGAUGCAAACCCUUCCCCGAAUAGAAUCGCAUGGAUGGCGAGGCACACUUCCCGAUCGAACACCAGGGCCGAUCCCAGCGGCUCUGCACGAUGAUUCCACAGUCAAAGUCCGACCCGGUGUGCCGGCUGUUGCGCCUGCGCCUGCAGCUGUGCCACAAUACAGCGGAUACUAUCCUACGCAGGCUGGGGCGGCACCGUAUCGGUACAACGGCACAGCAUACACCCCGGCGGCGUAUGCGGCGACGCCAAAUGGUGUGCGCACACCCGUCCAGGGCCAGCACUAUUACCCUUCCCAGGCCACGACGGUCCCAUAUGGGUACCCCGCUGGCUCUGGAUGGUACGGCAAUUAUGUCCCGGCUCAGCCGCAGCAGACGGCGUCGUACAGCUCGUUCUUUGGAGGCGCUACGAUGAUGACUGGCACUCCGACGGGCACUCCGGCACCUGCAGGAAAGGCCGUCGCCAAUACGGUGCUUGGCAAAAGUGUGUACGCCAACUAUGGACAAGGGCAAUUCGCGUAUGCCGGAGCUGCUGGAACUCAAGCGACUCCUGUUCUUCCCUCCCAUCUGCGCUCUGCAGUGUACCAGCCAGGGAUGCAGACACCCGGAUGA
Messenger RNA from Mycena citricolor, 1969 nucleotides. NCBI's taxonomy places the organism in Eukaryota, Fungi, Basidiomycota, Agaricomycetes, Agaricales, Mycenaceae. The record is from the annotation of a GenBank genome assembly.